Messenger RNA from Pyricularia grisea, 1239 nucleotides. RefSeq lists its product as uncharacterized. The coding region runs from base 1 to 1239 and encodes 412 amino acids. The transcript has a single exon. NCBI's taxonomy places the organism in Eukaryota, Fungi, Ascomycota, Sordariomycetes, Magnaporthales, Pyriculariaceae. The record is from RefSeq and is a predicted model, not a curated record.
AUGCGCAACCAAGUUCUCUUUGUGGCCUUUGCCACCCUGGCCUCAGCUAUCACCCUCCCGACACUUUUGGAGAGGCAAGCUACUUGUCCUGCCAACUAUGAACAAUGUGGAAACAGUCUUCCCAGCAGCUUUUGCUGUCCCAAAGGCAAGGUCUGUCUCCAACUUGCAGCCAAGACAUCAACCCUCUGUUGUGACAGCCUGGACGGCUGCGAGAUCAUCGCGCCAAUCCUCUGCGACGCUCGGCUGCAGCAGGACCCUCGGUCAAGUGUCAAGACGACUGCGGUGGACAGCGAGCUGCCAAAGUGUGGCAAGGACUGUUGCCCGUUUGGAUACUCUUGCAACAGCGACUCGGAGUGCGUCAAGGACUCUGAUCAAAGCAAAGCACCUCCAUCGCGGGCUCCCACCAGCAUUUCAAUUCCAUCAUCUACCUCAUCGAGCCCUUCGCUGCCGAGCAGCACAUCUUCUGACUCGACGCAGACAGCGACGGCUACGGCAAGGCCCGUCACCAGUGGAGUACCUAGCAGCGGGAGUGACAAUGUUUCCAAGUUAUCCAUCAUUGGGGGUGUCGUGGGUGGUAUCAUCCUUCUGAUUUUGCUGGGUCUAGGGGUUUGCUUCUGCCUGCGUCGUAAGAAGAAGACAGAAGAGACAUUGCCCAUCUCAGGGCGCUCAACCUCAGCAGGCGUAUACCCUCAUGCGAUCAGUCACCCUAUCAUGUCCGAGAACUCAACGAUGCGGUCUGAUUUCAGCCGCAAGGACAGCACGCCGCCCAUGCACCGCCCAUCCGGCCAGUUCGAGGAUAUAGACCUCAACGACUCCCGCCGGCCGGUGUCGUACAACUCUGAUAGAAACCCGUUCAGUGACCGACCCGUCAGUGCCAGCACAAACAGGCCACAAGUGGCCCCCCUACGAGGUAUGCGCAGUAGCAACGGCUCCAGUAUUGGGAGCGGACGCUUUCCAGUCCGACAGGGUGGCUACGGAGGAAUGGGCGACGGUGGUUCACGUAACCUCGACCACAAUCGUCAACCCAGCACCGAGAGCAUCAACGUCUUUGCCGACCCUAGGACCGUGAGCGAGAAUGGAUCGGAAGCUGGUUCUGGGCCUCGUAGCCGACGGUCAUUUGACCAUAGGCGCAUAUCUAAUCAGACAACAUUCACGACCAUGAUGCGUCAAGCCGAGUUGGCUCCAGACCAACCUUUUGUCCCUCCCACUGCUUACUCUACGCCGGACCAUAGGAAGUAG